AUUCUGGGAUGCCAGACAGAUACAAAGGCUGAUGAUGUAACGCCGUGACGUCACUAACCCCGCCUUCUCUGACUCUGCGCUGCUCCGAGGGUGUUUAGACAUUCACGGAAAGAUGGAUGCCGCAUCUGUAUUUGGCGAUAUGACGAAGGAUCUUCACUCUGAAACAGGAAGCGACGUCGUUGUCGGAUAACCCGAGCAAAUUUACCUGAACCUUUUGCUGCGUUUCCGUUCCGUCCGUCUACAUCUGUGGACAUUUUGUAAUUUGUAAAAAAAAUUAAAAAAAAGUUGCCUGUAAUCUGCGUAUCGUUCACGUUUUUACACCUCCGUACCUCAUGGAUGAGCACUCUCUUUUUCUCCAACACUAACAAGACUUUAAUGAUUCAUUUUAUUUUCUUUUUGAGAUUUUAUUAUUUAUAACAUCGGACACUUAUUUAUUAGUGUUUACUACGUCGUUAGUUCGUGAUUUUAUUUCUUUAUCGUCCUCAUACACUGAUCAGUCGAGGCCUGGAGAACGGUGUUGUUUUUAAUGUAAUUUCUCUUUGACUAGAUGUCAGUAUUUUUGCUUCAGGCAAUAAGUAAGUGCAAUCAGGGAUCAAUCUAACUGCUGAUGUCGAGCUUUUUGAUCUAGGCACCAAAAAAAAGUCCGUUGAUGACAACCGCUGUCUGGGAUUGCUUUUCUGCAAAUGCGACAGGAAAAAAAAAAAAGGAACGUUUUUGCGUGAUUCACACAAGAUUUGUAAGAACCUAACCACAGGCACUGACUCCGUAGUUACGACAUCUGCUGCUCCAGACUCGCUCUUAGCGAAGGCAGGUUGAUUUUUAACUUCGUAGCAAUUCAGGGAUUUAAAAAUGAAAAUCCCGACGUUCUCGUUGUUUUGUCUGCUGACGUUUGCUUUAACGAAAGAAGACUGACAGCACGAGCUUCUGAAAAACUGGUUACCUCCAGACUUUAAUUUUUGCAUCCACACAUCGGCUAAUGAAGGGAAAUUAACCUCUGAAGUGCAUCUUCCAUCCAGACGUUGGCGAACGUGAGCGCUGAAAACCUGCUGAAGCCCUCGAAGAGCUUGACAACCAAAGUGGAUUCACAGAACAAGCUUGUGAAAUGCAAUAUUUAUGAAACUCUAUGUACAUCUGUGGCCAUAAACCAAACUGUAUACGUCAAGGCAGAAUCAGUGAAUGAACUCUUUUGGCAUGAUAAAAAAAACAAACAAACCUGGAUCUAAUGUGAACUCUGAAACAAACGCGCUUCUGAGUCGCCGUAUUCAUGAAGUCCUGGAAGGAAAAACGGGUUCCUCAGGGACUGAGCUUCUGAAAGGAAAAGCAAAAAAAGGUCCAAAAACUACUUUUUCUUUUCAGCUUGAAAGCACGGACGGUUUGAGAGAACGUUUCCCUGUUUCGAGCCGGUCGAUAACAAAACGGUGUUUUCUCAAGAUGGAUUGCGCAACACCUCGUUGUGCGUGAGCAGGUCGUAUUCUCUGAGGAGAGACGGGUGUCAGAAUGCGCUCUCCGAGUCCUCGCAGUCCGUCCCCGAACUCUUGCUUGACCCAGGAUGCUUUGCUGCACGGCCAAUUCACAGGCUGGAGCAUGGGCGGGAACUCGGGGGGGAGCUCGGGGGGGAGCAGCAGCGGCGCUGACAGUGGCCCGAGCAGCCCUGCAGGCAGCGCUUCAUUACCCUCGAGCCCUUCGUCGUGCACUUACAGCCUCACUCUGACCCUGACUCAUAUCCAUGUGCAGAGGAUUUGGAAGCCUGGGAAGGAAUCCCAAGUCAUAAUGCCUCUGUCUGAACUGGCAGGGUGUAACUGCCCCCGAGCUCCCGCCCCGCCGCUGCUGGUGCUCUAUUGGUACCCGGUGGGAAGACGGCGCAGGGGCGUGGCUAAACGCAGGCAAGUGCGUGCUUACCUGGCGGAGAGCAGAGUGGAGGCGGAGAAAUGGAACACGGCUGUGCAGUGCCUGCUGAGAGGGAUCGACAUCAGCAUCUACACAGAAUUCAGCAAAAGCUUGUUGCCCCGCCCACGUCGCCUGCUGCUAUUGGUCAAUCCGUUCAGUGGGCGGGGUUUGGCAAUGCAAUGGUGUCAGACACACAUUUUACCGAUGAUCAGUGAAGCCAACAUCAGCUACAACCUCAUACAGACAGAACGGCAGAAUCACGCCCGCGAGCUGAUCAGAGAGAUUUCUCUGCACGAGUGGGAUGGCAUUGUUAUUGUCUCUGGAGAUGGAUUGCUGCAUGAGGUGAUUAAUGGCCUCAUGGAGAGGCCAGACUGGGAACAAGCAAUUAAAACUCCAGUGGGAAUUUUACCGUGCGGUUCUGGCAACGCGCUCGCUGGCUCCAUUAACCACUAUGCAGGAUAUGACAUGUGCCUUCGCGAGCCCCUACUCAUCAACUGCUGCUUCCUGCUUUGCCGUGGCGGAGUCCGUCCCAUGGACCUGGUGUCCGUGACAACAAGCCCGUCUACGUCAUCCAAUCAAAACGGACGACCCCCAUCACCCAAGAGACUCUUCUCUUUCCUCUCUGUAGCCUGGGGCUUUGUUUCAGACGUGGACAUCGAGAGUGAGCGUUACAGAGGACUCGGUUCUGCUCGCUUCACAUUGGGCACGCUGGUGCGUUUAGCAUCUCUGCGCUCCUAUAAGGGUCGCUUGUCCUAUUUGCCCCCUGGAGGGGCAAAUUUAACCCCUGAAGUUUCCUCGCAGACUCCACAUCGACCCCUUUCCCGCAGCAUCACUGAAGGACUUGAAGGAUACUGUAGAAUGCCAAUCCAUCGCACUUGUUCUGAUAUGGGUCUCAGCGAACAGAGGAGCCUCCAAAAGGGUGAUAGAGAGAGGGAAAGGGAGGAGAGAGAUCGGGAGAGGCGGAGGAGAAGAGGGAGAGCGAGAGGUGGAGGAGUGGUGAGGGCGAGCAGUCUUGCUGAGGAUCGAGAAAGAGAAAUGGAGGCGGAAGAGAGGAUGGAGGGAACGUCUGGGUUGAGUGCACAGUCAAACGGAAGAUUGGAGUCGAACGAGGAGGAGGAAGAAGAUGACUGUGCAGGAAAUACGACAGAAGAGGGAAUUGAUGAUGUAGAUGAAGGAAAAGAGGUGGAGGAGAGGAUGGAAGGCACAUCCGGGUCUAGUAUGGAGUCAAGUGAAAGACAGGAGUCUGAGAGGAAUGAGAAAAUUUCCACAAAUGAAGAAGGAGAGGAUGGGAAAUGGAAUGGCACGGAUGGAACGAGGGAUGUGAGAGAAGAAUACAGUGCAGAUGAAGGAAGAAAGGAGGAGGAGGAGGAGGCAUAUUCAAACCCAGACCAACAAAAGAUGCUUCGUAAAAACUCCGCUCCGUCCAGUCAGAUCGCAACCGCCUUCUUUAGCCGGCCAAUCGGAGCAGAUUCCGAACACGAAGUAGAAACGCAAGCAUAUGAGAGGGAAGAUGCAGAUCUGGAAGGGACUUUUUUCCAUUGUGGUGCAUUUCCAGCGGACCCGGCACGAGAGCGAGCGCUCACCAUUUCCUCACCGUUUCGUCGUUCACGGUUUUCCCUCUCGAAACCCAAAACCUCGGCGGACCAGAACAAGAACCAGAAACCGAGUGUGUCUAAGCCCCGCCCUCUUUCCCUCCUCCAACAGUCCAGUUCUAACUCCCUACCACCCAAAUUCCCUUCGCUUUCUUUGUCUCUUUCCCCAACCCCUCCUUCAUCACCUUCCAAUUCAGGCCCACAUACCUGCCUGCCAAGCUCCACCUCGUCAUCAGCCUUCUCCUUUGAAUUGGUCCAUCCUGGUCGGCUUAAAACCCGCCCCCCAGUUAUUUCCCCUGUGGAUCCACCCCCACAAGACAACCUCUUGCCCCCCCUCGAUCAGCCGCUGCCUACUCGAGAUUGGGUGACAAUUGAAGGCGACUUUGUUCUCGUACUUGCUAUCUACCAGUCGCAUUUGGGUGCCGAUUUGUUCGCAGCGCCGCAUGCACAAUUUGAUGACGGACUCAUUCACUUGACGUUUGUGAGGGCCGGGAUCUCCCGGGCAACGCUUCUCCGCCUAUUUCUGGCAAUGGAAAGAGGUACCCAUCUUUCUCUGUCGUCACCUUAUGUGAGCCAUGUUUCCGCUCGAGCGUUUCGGCUGCAGCCCCUAUCGCCACGGGGGACGCUAACUGUGGAUGGAGAACUUGUGCCCUACGGACCCCUGCAGGCACAGAUCCAUCCAUCCAUGGCCCGCAUCAUUGUGGGAGACUCAGGAGUGAAGAUCACAAGAUUCUGACCUGAAACGUGGGCAGAUGAUUUUACACACUCCGCUCUGAACUGCAUAAUAACUAUCCUGCUGUCCACUUUUAAGAGAGAAACAGAGACUUUGAGGAAUAAAUAUAGCCAGCAGUUGCAAUAAAAACAAUAGCUUUGAAUGGAAUUUAUUUAAAAGGGACUACUGUACUGGAUCACCAGUGAGUUUAAUAAAGAGAUGACAACUGGA
Neoarius graeffei (lesser salmon catfish) is the source of this 4422-nucleotide messenger RNA. It is a transcript of the gene sphk2, whose product is annotated as sphingosine kinase 2. Gene Ontology annotation, biological process: sphingosine biosynthetic process; sphinganine-1-phosphate biosynthetic process; positive regulation of apoptotic process. NCBI's taxonomy places the organism in Eukaryota, Metazoa, Chordata, Actinopteri, Siluriformes, Ariidae. The coding region runs from base 1498 to 4215 and encodes 905 amino acids. Gene Ontology annotation, cellular component: membrane; intracellular membrane-bounded organelle; cytoplasm. The transcript has 6 exons. The record is from RefSeq and is a predicted model, not a curated record.